AUAUACAUAUUCAAAUAGGAGACACCUGUCUCUUGAUGACUGGAAGAUAGAAAAAGGUUGAUUCAAUGAUCGUUCUAUUGAGAAAACAUUGUCUUCUUCUCGUUCUCGAUAACGCAGAACUAUCCACGUAAGCGAGAUACAUUCGAUAAAGUAAUGCAUGUUUGCCGUGUAUACAGAAUAUGUGCUUUUAAUUCACGUGCAUUCAUCAAAGAGUGACGGCAAGAUAAGGAUUGCCCCUUCCGAGACGAGAGCUCCUGCGCGAUUAGCGAUCGCUAUAAAUCGAAUUAGACCUCGCACGACUGUCUCGUACAAGACGCAGCGGGCUAACGUUCUGUGGUUUGCAUGGUAAUGAAUUGGUCCUCCGUUGCUCGCGAAUCUCGUUCCUUCUCGAUCGCUGCCUGUCCGCCGACAAUCGCAAAACAGGCCGCCAGUGCGGUCGCGCUCUUCUUCAAGAACAACGUGCGAUGGAGAAGCGUGAGGAUGAAUUGUCGAAGGAAUCGGGGAAGUUGCGGCAAUUCCUUGCCGCGAUGAUCGUGAAUCUAUCGGCGAUGUCUUAUGGGACCAUGAUAGGAUGGCAAUCACCGUCAGCCCCGCAACUGCAGAGCUCAUCGCCGCCCGUAGGAAGUGUACCGAUGACGGAUGACGGUGUAUCCUGGUUGAGCGGUAGCAUGUGCCUGGCCGGCACUCUUACGGUCGCGAUACUUUUGAUGAUACCCAACAAAUUCAGUCGGAAGAGAAUGUGUUACGGAUUGACGUUACCGCUAGCAUUUUCCUGGCUGUUCAUAAUCUUCGCCACCAAUCACACGCAUAUCUACGUAGCGAGGGGCUUGAGUGGCAUUGGUGGUGCCGGUGUGCUCUUCUUCGUGCCAAUUUACGUAUCAGAAAUCGCAGGCGACAGCAUACGCGGUUUUCUUGCGAGCGUCAUGACGUUAGUCUUGAACUUUGGGAUAUUGCUGGCUUACAUUUUAGGCGGCGUAUUAUCCAUGCGUGUUUUAGCCAUUACCUUACUGGCGAUACCUGUGUUGUACCUCGUCGCUUUCGUCUUCAUGCCGGAAUCACCGGUCUACCUGGUGCGUCAGAAUCGUCUGCACGAGGCGGCCAGAUCCUUGAACUGGCUGAAAGCCGGAAACAAUCUGGCGGUGGAAAAAACACUGUCGCACUUACAGCUAGAGAUUAAAGAGAGCGCAAUCGCGAGAUCUGCCAAGCUGUCGGAUUUAUUCAAGGACAGAGCGACGAUCAAAGCACUGAUAAUUAGUUUGAUGUUGUUCUGCGGUCAGCAAUUCGGCGGGAUAUUCGCACUGAUCAGCUACUCGGAGACCAUCUUCAAGAUGUCCGGUAGUUCGUUAACGCCGAACACAUCAGCUAUCAUCAUAGCGCUCAUACAAUUUUUCGGUUCGUGGCUGGCGCUUGUCCUGGUUGAGCGCGCGGGUAGACGGCUACUGUUACUCGUAUCCGCCUCAGGAAUGUGCGCGUGCCACUGUGCGAUGGGCGCGUUCUUCUACUUUCAGGAUCAAGAGUACAAUGUCUCCGCCUUCUUUUGGGUACCGGUAACGGCACUGUCCAUCUUCAUGGUAGUUUAUUCUAUGGGACUGGGCACCAUACCCGUCGUAGUGGUGUCAGAGAUAUUUAGCCGUGAUGUGACCAGCCUGGGCCUGGCUAUGGGCAUGCUGAUGUGCUGGAUGUGCGCUUUCAUCAUGGUCAAGGUGUUUUCCGAUCUAAUCGUCCUGCUGGGUACAUACGGCUGCUUCUUCCUGCUCGCCAUUGUCUGCGUGUGCAACCUGAUCUUCUGCUUCAUCAUGAUGCCAGAGACCAAGGGACGGUUGCGCGAGGACAUCGUCGAUGAACUGAAUGGCAAGUCAAAAACGAAGCAAAUUAAACACAUCGUUGCAAUGGACUCGGAACAAGUGGCACACGUGUAAAAGUAAAGCAUACAUCCUUGAGUGGCUAGAUAUCCGCAUUUGGAAAAAAACAGCGUGUCGGAAAAAAAUGGGAGACUAAUAGAAUAAAUUCUUAUAGUCCGUCUUUCUAUAAGAAAGGAAAAUUUCCUGUAGAUUAUUUUCUACGUUAAAAAUAUGCGAUCUGUGUGAAAUGUGUCAGAGAAUGAUGAUAACGACAUUAUUUAAUCGUAACAUCACUCGUUAUCUCAUAUGCCAGCGUGUUUUAUGAGAAAACGAAGCAUAUGACGUUCGGGAUAUAUUGAUGCGUACAAUGUAAUGCUGAUAAUGUGAUAAUAUCGAAUCAGUGAUGUGAGAAAGUGUAUAUAAAGGUGUACAUAAAAUGCUCAUAUAACAAGACUACUAGUAAGAUAAAGACUGUUUUAAAAAAUGUACAUAUUCUAUAAUAUCAUUAAUUACGAAAUCACACUUUUGUGUAUAAUAAAGAUUAUUAUAUCGGACCAGAUAUUAUCAACUAUUAGCAAAAAUAAAUAUUGCUAAUAUUAAUAUUAA
Molecule: messenger RNA, 2447 nt
Organism: Ooceraea biroi (clonal raider ant)
Lineage: Eukaryota; Metazoa; Arthropoda; Insecta; Hymenoptera; Formicidae
Product: facilitated trehalose transporter Tret1
Biological process (GO): transmembrane transport
Cellular component (GO): membrane
Molecular function (GO): transmembrane transporter activity
Source: RefSeq, a predicted model, not a curated record